AUGGAUCCCAAGGCGGCGGCGAGGUCGAAGCGCUCGCACACGGUGCACGGCCGCCGGACCCACCAGACCCCCGCGGCGGCCGCGGCGCACAAGCAGAAGCGCGCCGCCGCCGCCGGCGGCGGAGGCGGCGGCGGCGGCGGCUCCUCCUCCGCCGCCCCUCGCAGCCGCAACCUCCCCUCCAACUGGGACCGCUACGAGGACGAACCCGAGGCCGACGACGCCGCGGAAUGGGCCGGCGAGGUGGCGCCGCGGAGCAAGGGCGCCGACUUCGCCUUCCUGCUCGAGCAGGCCCGGGCCCAGCCCCUCGAGGAGCGGGGCCUCGGCGCGGCCGGCCGCCUCGCCUCCCAGGACUCGGCAUUUGAUUUUAUGCAGGCUUCUACAUCUAUGCUUGAGGCUAAAGCGGAAGGGAUCAUGUCCUGGUUUGAAGACGAUAAUUUCGUAUUAGAGGAUGAUUUAGCACCUGAUUUUGAGGUGCCUUUUCUCUCCAUGGAUCUCCAUGCAUUGGCCACCAAACUCUCAAAGAUUAAGCUCUCCCAGAGACUUUUUAUGGAAGAAAAUCUACUACCCGAGGAUAUGGCUGUUGCUUCUGAAGACGAAGAUGAUGAAAUACUGAUUCAAUUGGGCACAACAUUGGAGUCUGAUGCUAAAGGCAGUUUGGUUCAACAUAACUUCAGGGACAUAAAGCCUGGGAAAGAUGCUGUUAGUCCUGACCAUGCUAGCAACAUUCAUUCUGAUGACCCAAUGAAAACACAUCAUCAGUCGGAAUGUUUUGCAGAAGAAGAAGCUACAACAUCAUUCAAAGUUAUUCCUCGACCUGUGCAUUCAGACACUGAAGCCUACACAGGAAUCACAGGCACUGUUCCAAAUGCAGGCCACGGAGAACAGUCGAAGCUUGGGAUGGUGGCUCCAGAGGAAGAGCUCGAUAUGCUUCUUAAUUCACUCGAUGGAACUCACCUUUCCAGCUCCAGCUUAGACGAGUCGUUUGGAAAUAGUUCUACUUUGGAAGGUAUGAAGAUCAAGGAGUCAAAUGAGAAGGUCACGUCUAGCAGCACCACGUCCAAAUCGCUGGCACUUUCUCCUGUUGACGAUGAUCUAGAUGCCUUGCUUUCAGAGACAUCCUUAUCUGUCCAGAAUGAUGGUUCUGCUGCAUCAAGUUUAUCUUCUCGCCCAACUUUUGACUCCAAAAGCAACAUUGACGACUUCAGAUAUGCCAAGCAGAUUGAUGUAACAUCUAUCGAUGAUUCGGUGGAUGAUUUGCUUGCCGACACCCCUUUCUGCCUGAGUGAUCAGAAACAAGCUACGCCUGCACAGGGGGAACAGAACAUCUCGAAUGCCAACGCGCCUCCACCUUCUGGUUCCUCGAAUGUAUCAGCUGACUUUGAUUCGUGGUUUGACUCACUGUAG
This is a messenger RNA of Triticum turgidum subsp. durum (durum wheat), 1404 nucleotides long. NCBI's taxonomy places the organism in Eukaryota, Viridiplantae, Streptophyta, Magnoliopsida, Poales, Poaceae. The record is from the annotation of a GenBank genome assembly.